GGCUCGGCACCAUGGCUGCGGCGUUUCUGGGGCAGGCAGCAGCCCCCACCGCGCCCGCGGCCCCACGCUAACCUUCCUCGGGAGCGGCCGCCUCCGCCGGCCAUCUGCGCCGGGGACGCGGGAGAGCGCGCAGCUCCGCACCGCCGCUGCUGCCGCUGCCGAAGAACUGCGGCCCCCCUCCUCCUUCCCCCGGCCCGGCGCGGCACCAUGUGGGGCGGGUUGCACCCACAGCUCGGCUUGCGCGGCUACAAGGCGGGCUCAGAUUAUUCCUCAGUGGGAUGGUUACCUGGUACUGAAUCCCUGUGGCCGUCCACAGCUAUUUCAUCAAGCAGUCAAAGCAAUCCUGUCAGAAGACACAGUAUAGCUUCCGACAGCGGGGACACUGGGAUUGGUACCUCCUGUUCUGAUAGUGUGGAAGAUCAUUCAACUUCAAGUGGUACAUCCUCAUUUAAGCCCAGCCAAUCACUGGUUUCUAUUCCUACUGCCCAUGUGAUGCCGUCUAAUGCCAGAUCUUCAUUUUCCAAACACAGGGAAGCUUUCAAGUCUGAUGGCUCGAAAUGGAGUACAAGCUUUGUACGGUCAGGAGGAGGCAGAAAUCAGGGUGCCCUGGACAAUUCUCUUGACAUGAAAGAUGCAAAACCUGUGAGAAGGUGGUCUUCCUUGUCUAAACUCAGCUCACCAAAUACCUUCAGCCAAGAUGGUAGUAGUCAUUCAGUGGACUCCAGGGCCAGUACAGACAAAUCUGUGUCACCACAAUUAAGGACAAAUGGGCCAAGUUGUUUGCAUGAUAGCAUGGAGUUGCUAAAAAUUGAGGACAAAGAAACAGGGAAAAAACGAUCUUCUCUACUGGACUGCAAAUACAAAUUUGAAACAUGCAGCAAAGACGAUUUUUCAGAUUCCUCAAGUAGGAGACAUGCCUUAGACUUGACCUACAGUGCCUUACCUGAAAGCAAACCUACAGCAGCCAGCAGCGAAGCAUUUGGACAGAGAUAUGCGACUCUAGGACAGCAGGCUGUGAGUGGAGCUCCCAUACAGCCAGCAGUGAGGACUCAAAUGUGGCUGAAAGAGCAGUUACGUGCUAAUCCCCUGGAGUGCAGGACUGCGGAGGAGCCCUACGGCGUAGCUGCAUGGCACGUGCAGCAGCUUGAAGAUUUUAGAACUGGAGGUGAGCAGCCUGUGCAGGUUCCAAGUGGAACAUCUCGUCAGAGUUACCCAGCUACCAGCUAUCAGGACUUCAGCAACUGGGAAUCUCUAAUGAAAAUUAAAGAGGGUCUGCUAAGACAGAAGGAGAUUGUGAUCGAUCGGCAAAAGCAGCAAAUUAACAAUUUACAUCAGAAGAUAAGGGAGAAUGAAUUACGAGCUCAACAUGCAAGACUGAGCCAUCUUGUGAACUGCGAAGAACCUUACAUGACUAAUUUGCAGCAACCACAGUAUGAGAGCGCACCGCUGCAGCCUCAUGUUUCAGAAAGAUCAGCAUCCUACCUUGAGGAGCUUGAGCGAAAGUUUGUAGCAUCUGGAAAUACGGAGUUACAACUCAGUGAAUUUAUAAAAGUAAUUUCAAACAAAUCCAGUGAGGACAAAAAGAAGAUGGAGGAGAAACUUAAAACUAGAGACCGAUACAUUAAUAGCCUGAAAAAAAAAUGCCAGAAGGAGUCUGAGCAAAACAAAGAAAAACAGAGACGGAUUGAAACCUUAGAAAAAUACCUGGCGGACCUGCCAACGCUGGAUGAUAUAGAAGGGCAGACUAAACAGCUGCAAAUUCUAGAAGAGAAGAACAAGCAACUUCAAGAAACAAUGACUGAGUUAGAAAAGAAGCUUGGAGAGGCCCGAUCGCAGUGCAGAGAGAGAGAAUUGCAACUGGUGUGUCAGAAGAAAAAAGAAAAAGAGCUGGUCACAACAGUACAGAGCUUACAACAAAAAGUAGAAAAAUGCCUGGAAGAUGGUAUUCGCCUUCCCAUGUUGGACACAAAACAGCUUCAGAGUGAGAAUGAAUGUCUCAAAGAAAAGAAUGAGAAAGCCAGUAAGGUCAUAGACAAUCAACAAAAUCAGAUCGCUGGACUGAUUUUAGACAUGCAGGUAAGGAACAGUGUAUAUUCUGUUGUUUACUCUUGUACAUUUUCAGUUUGUAAAGAUAACAUUACUGAAGUGUGAAUUUCACCAAAUAUCUUCCCAAAUAGGAGGCAAAGGUAGAAAUUCCAAGAACUUAAUCUUAUGGCCUGUAAUUGACAUGAGUUUUCUUACAGGCUCAUAAUGUGGUGGGCACUGAUGUUUGUAUGGUUUAGUACUUCUGGUGCUCAUGAUAAAGUGAAAAACUAUGUAGUAUCCUUAUUCUGCUGGUCUAGUGGUUGUUGUAUCAGAGCUGCCUGUUUCAAGUGUGAGGACUGCCUCUGUAAGUAACAGUAAAACCUCUUAUCCAGCUUUGCAGUUCAGAUGAUAUCCAAAGUAUAAAAGAUGAUAUUGAUUAGAAGCUUCACUGUUGAGACCCGUGGUAGAGACAGGUACCUUUCUAAACUGUACCACUUUGCAUUACACAUCAUUUAAGAAAGUCCCUGGUCCAACUGGUUUCUGACACAUCACUCACUCAGAUAUCUUAACUCUCUUGGCGGAUCUUGGGCACCUAGCUUGGAGCCAAGGAUUUUUCAAAACAGCAGAGGUUGUCAGCUAGGAGUCAGUUGCAGCUCUGUGGAUCAGAUUAACACCUUGGGCUCCUGAGACUUCAAUGUUACUUAGUGACCAGUGUUUGUUGUGGAGAAAAGGAAACAUUAUACAGGUUAUAGCUAAGAAGGUACCACUUGCUUUUGAAAAAGCUGAGCAUUUAAAACACCAAGCAUCUGUUUUCAGCCAAUACUGAAGCCAAAUUCAGUAAACCGUUUUCUGCAUACUUCUAGAUUGGCAUUUGUCUCCACACUUUUUGCUUCCUUGCCCUCCAGAGGGACUGAAUUUACAGGGCUGUCCCUUGAGAAAGAAGAAGGUGAUUCUGCUUUGGCUCUGUGUAGAUUAGCUUUGGAAGAACAGCAAAAUGGUAGUAAACAACCAGCUGAAUGCCUGCUCCUUCCAAAUUGGAAAGGAGCAUUCUGUGGAGCUAGUAUCCAAAUGAUAAAGAUACCCAAAA
Messenger RNA from Neopsephotus bourkii (Bourke's parrot), 3112 nucleotides. It is a transcript of the gene CEP85L, whose product is annotated as centrosomal protein 85 like. Lineage: Eukaryota; Metazoa; Chordata; Aves; Psittaciformes; Psittacidae. Bases 208 to 2151 code for a protein of 647 amino acids. Gene Ontology annotation, cellular component: centrosome. The transcript is spliced from 10 exons. The record is from RefSeq and is a predicted model, not a curated record.